CAUUCGGAAAGGAUAAAUAUCUACAAACUGAAUAUAAGGAUAAGGACUGCAUGAAUAUAGAUAGUCCAUUUAUAUGUUACUGUAAGCCUAAAAUCAUACAAUUUAGUAAAAUCGCUGUAGAGGAAAUUGCCGUCAACUUUGACGUUAGAAACAAUUAUGUAACGAAACGAUGACGUCAUCUAUGUUUAUACAAAAUAUAUUUUAUAUUAUCAUCCUGUAAUUGGACGCCGCUUAGUAAAAUCGUUAUAAAAAGUUUUAAUUGGCAAUAAUUGGUGCUUUUGUAAUUUUUAGUAACAUUUUGAAUAAAAUACAUUUGUUCCCGUGCAAUUUUAUCUUUAUAAGCAUAAACUUAAGCCGUAAAACUGAAUUAGCGCUAUGGGAAACCGCCGUGAAAUUUUACCUAUCUACCCGGAAGUUUCGCCUGUAUUUUAUUUAUAACGAGAAAUGCUUAAUUAUCUAAAUUAAUUCGUAUAUAUGACUAAAUUGAGACUUAAAAUUUUUCUGUCCCUAAAACAAUUUCAAAAACGUUUUGUAUGAUUAGUUUGAAAAUAUUAUUUUAAAAUUCUUAUAUGAACCCAUAAAGGGAAGGAAAAUGAAGUUUGUAGGCAAAAAUAUUCAUUUUUCUCAACAACAAUAGCGCUCGUCGACAAUAGUUUUUCUUUUCGAUUGUUUCGAAGGCUUUCGUUUGCGUUCUUUACUUUCGUUUUGUGAUUUUCGAAGAGUGAAAUGAGUGGAGAGAGAAAGAGUUUCUUGCGUAGGAUCUUCGGAGGAAGACCCACGAGCAAUAAGAUAGGUGUAGAGAGAGAGGAGCAGAGAGAUGAAGAGAUGGGUCAUGGUCCCACAGAGAAUCCGGAAGUCAGUGGAAUUCCGAUCGAAAUACUGGUUCUUCCUCGACGUUUGGAGGAUCCAGAAUCUAGUGGAUUUCAGCCGGAUCCGGAGUUUCUUUCGGAGCGUUCGGAGCAAGCCCGACGUAUCGAAUGGGUCGAGCCGAAGCUCUAUUGGAGUCCGUGUAAGAUAUACCGACUGAGAUUAGCUCAUAUGAGCGACGAGGAGAUCGAGGCCGAAAUGUGGGCCGAGGGCAUCGAGUUCGAUCGAAAUAAACGUCAUUCGGAUCAUUUUAUGAGAGGGGCGCUUUCAAAAUUGGUGAAAGUGAUAAGAAAUGUGCGGGAAUUCUCUUGUUCCUGCUUUGAUGGCUGUAAGAAAAUUAAAGUUCAUCCACUUAUGAACGAUGAGUUACGUCUUCGCAAUCGUCUUUUCGGCCCUCUCCUCACAAACGUCGAAAGUAUAGAACUGGAGGAGUUCUAGACGAACUCAGAGACCUUGAAGUUAUCUAGCGUGGUCCUAUCUUCCAGUUGUGAUUAAAUGAGUGCAAUUUAUCGACUUGUGACGCUAUUUACCGGACUUGACUCUGUAACUCGGACUUGACGACUUUUCCUGGAUUUGACCUGAAAACUCGGAUGUGACCGAAGUCUCCAACGGGACUUCAAACUUCGGGUGUGACAGAAGGAUGAUUCUCAAAUGGACUUUCGAAUAAGCGGGGAAUCAUUUCCUUCGGACUUUUGUGAAUUCAAUGUGUUUUAUAUUGUGUUUGUGAUUUAAUCGAGGGACAGUUUGCCUCUGAUGUAUGAGCUGAAAACCCGGAUGUGACUUUAAACCUCGGAUGUGACAGAAGGAUGAUUCUCGAAUGGACUUUCGUAUAAGCGGGGAAUCAUUUCCUUCGGACUUUUGUCAAUUCAAUGUAUUUUAUAUCGUGCUUGUGAUUUAAUCGAUGGACAGAAUUUUGAACUUUUCAGAGAACAGACUGAAAUUUACAUGCAUCUUUAUGACUUAUUCUUACCUUAAUCCUGUCUUGUGCCUAUAGUUUAAUAUUUGUAUUCAAUUAAAAUUUAAUCGUGUUAAUUAUUUGUAAUUUGUAU
This is a messenger RNA of Centruroides sculpturatus (bark scorpion), 1916 nucleotides long. RefSeq lists its product as uncharacterized. The coding region runs from base 727 to 1305 and encodes 192 amino acids. NCBI's taxonomy places the organism in Eukaryota, Metazoa, Arthropoda, Arachnida, Scorpiones, Buthidae. The record is from RefSeq and is a predicted model, not a curated record. The transcript has 2 exons.